AUGCUGGACCUUACUCAGUGCACGCUGGUCAAGAUGACUAACAUGCCUUAUUCCGCCGCGCCAGCCUGGAUCUUCACAAAGAUCCUAGAUCGCAACUCCGCCGUCAAGGAGAUUGAGAUGGCUCCCGGCGGUUACUACUGCUACGUCGACACCCCGGAUUGUGCUCAGUCUAUCGUGGCCCAAUUCGAUUAUCAGGGCGUUCUGGAAGAAUACCUUCACGCUUACAAAGUGAUCUGCGUCGGGGUCGUUCCUAUGGCGGAGGCUCCUACUGCCAAUACUGUUAGCCUUCGUCUGACCGACUUCUUGCGCACCGAGGAGAACAUGCCUCAUACGAAGACCGUCCAGUUUCGGGGGCUACCGCGCAAACAUCCAGGGCACGACUUCUAUCCCAUCGAUCAUGCGAACACCGACACCAACCCUCAUGUCGUGAAGAUCGAGGCCUGUGACGGUAAAGCACUUGUGCGACUCUCCUCCAAGGACGCCGCUGCUGAGAUGGUCUCCAUGUACAACGGCAGCUUCUGGAAGAACGACGUCGUCUACGCCGAGUUUGUUGCCGAUAGCGAGAUGGAUGACAUCAUCCAGACUAAGAUGCCGGGCAAGCAGACCAAGCUCUUUAUUCAAAAAGUGAAGCCAGGUGCUUCCAAGGAGGACAUUCGCGCGGUGUUUGCACCCCACGAGUGUCAAGACAUCCAGAUGCCGCCAGGCCAGCCCUUCGCUUUUGUCUUCAUGUACCAAGAAGCAGCUGCCCAAUUCUCUGACUCACUUGAUAAGCCGAACGGAAAGUAUCAUAACGGAUGGUUCUGGCGCAUCAAAUCGAACAAGAAGAAAUCAGAGGGCAACGCCGCUCCUGCCGUGCCAGACAGCAAGUACCAGCCCCUUGUUGAUGAGUGGUGGAUUUCUAAGGCUACUAUCGCCUUCGAGAAAAACAUUGCUGUCCCAAAGACUGCUACGAAUGCUAGCAUUCAGUGCGAUUCAAAGGCUUCAGAGCACAGCAACGGCCAGUCUACUCCGGAGGCUGCCAGCAAGAUCCGUGUGACCGGAAUUCCUCGUUCUGCCACUGAGGAGCACGUGCGCAAGUUCUUCGAGGGCUACCCAGUCAAAGAGAUCGUCCUGAACCAGGGCAUAGCGAUAGUGGCGGUGACGAGCCAGCACCAGGCAGAGGAGGCGCAGUUGGUUCUAAACAACAACAAGCGCCACAAGCUCCUCGGCAAGAAGGUCAUCUGUGUCUUGCUCUAG
Molecule: messenger RNA, 1236 nt
Organism: Didymosphaeria variabile
Lineage: Eukaryota; Fungi; Ascomycota; Dothideomycetes; Pleosporales; Didymosphaeriaceae
Exons: 3
Coding region: 1-1236 (411 amino acids)
Molecular function (GO): RNA binding
Source: RefSeq, a predicted model, not a curated record